AUGCCGAAGCGUGGAAGGGGUGGUUCGUCUGGUGGAAAGUUCCGAAUUUCGUUGGCCCUUCCUGUUGGGGCCAUAAUGAAUUGUGCUGAUAACAGUGGUGCAAAAAAUUUGUACGUAAUUGCCACAUUUGGUGUUCGAGGUCGUCUAAACCGUCUUCCAUCGGCAGCAACUGGUGACCUUAUUGUUUGUUCAGUUAAAAAGGGGAAGCCAGAGCUAAGGAAAAAAGUGUUAUAUGCUGUAGUAGUCCGACAACGCAAAGCCUUCAGACGGAAAAACGGAGUAUUUAUUUAUUUUGAGGAUAAUGCUGGUGUGAUUGUCAACAACAAAGGAGAACUUAAAGGUUCAGCAAUUACCGGUCCGGUGGCUAAAGAAUGCGCUGAUAUGUGGCCGAAAAUUGCAUCAACUGCUAGUUCAAUCCAUUAG
Messenger RNA from Schistosoma turkestanicum, 423 nucleotides. Lineage: Eukaryota; Metazoa; Platyhelminthes; Trematoda; Strigeidida; Schistosomatidae. The record is from the annotation of a GenBank genome assembly.